AUGACCAUAGGCGAGGCCUGUGCCCAAUACAUGGACACAGUGAGGCAGAAGCAUCAGGAGCAGUUUCGGGAGGCGCAGGCCGACGCCGCCUACAACCACCAUCUCUUCCAGGAGCACGUGCAGACGGAGGAGCAGAUCGCCGCGGAGCAGGAGGCGCUGCUCGAGUCAUACCGCUCCACCCGCGAGAGCUGCCUUGCACGCUGGCGGGAUCUUGAUGAUGUAGUUAGGUUCCCAAUUCAAGAUCUCCCAAAAGUCAUCAGCCCAAUGAAGCCAUUGAAUGUGGUCAGACCUGAAUCAGGGGAAGGUUUCAGGACAGCAACUGAAGUACUAAAGGAGAAAGAUAGUGACUAUGCCAUAUCAGAGGGAGAUGAUGACUUGUAUGUGAACAAUUGCUUUGAUGUUGUAGAGGAGAAUAGGAAUGAGGAACAAUUGGAUGUGUCAGAAGAUGAUGAGUUAAGAAGGCCAGAUUCUGAUGAUGAAGGAAUAAUUGAGAUGAACUUCAAGACAUUUAGGGAUGGAGAUUUAAUAAGCCCUAAGUUUCAUGUGGGGCAAGUUUUUCAGAAUGUGCAGCUGCUUAGGAAGGCUAUCAAAGAAUACUCAUGCAGGAACAGGGUCAACCUGAAGAUGCCAACUAAUGACAAGAUGAGGGUUUGUGCAAAAUGUGAGGAGGGGUGCCCUUGGUAUCUAUGGGCAUCCAAUGACAAUAGGACAAAGGCAUUCAUGGUUAAGAAGCUUGUGGACAAACACACAUUCAGCAAGAAAUGGCAAGUGAAAAGCUUCACAGCUCCAUACAUGGCAGAGAAGUAUUUGGACUCAUUUAGGGCAGAUGAAAACAUGAGCGUGAAGAACUUCUCUAGGGUGGUGCAGGAACAAUGGAAUAUGAAGCCUACAAGGAGUAAGCUUAGGAGAGCAAAAAGGUUGGCUCUUAAUAUUGUCCAUGGAGAUGAGGAGAAACAGUACAACAAGCUUUGGGACUAUGCAAAUGAAUGGAGAAGGUCAAAUUCAGGGAGCACAUUUUAUUUAGCAGCUGAUACAGAUGGUACUUUCCUACACUGCUAUUUCUCUUUGGAGCCAUGCAAGAGAGGGUUUAUGCAGGCUUGUAGGCCAGUAAUCUGCCUAGAUGGAUGCCAUUUGAAGACCAGAUAUGGAGGUGUUCUUCUCACUGCAGUUGGCCUAGAUCCAAAUGAUUGCAUCUAUCCAAUUGCUUGUGCUAUUGUUGACAUUGAGAACACUCACACCUGGAGGUGGUUCUUAUCCUCUCUGAAACAAGACCUAGUCAUUACUGAAACUGAUCUGUGGACUAUUAUGUCUGACAAGCAGAAGGGUUUGAUCAAAGCUGUCAGAGAUUACUUUCCACAUGCAGAGCAUAUGUUCUGUGUCAGGCACUUGUGGCAAAACUACCAACAGCAGUUUAGGGGUGAAGUGCUCAAGAACCAGCUGUGGAAAUGUGCUAGGAGCACAACUCCUUCUGAUUUUGAACAGAACAUGGAAGAGCUUAAAGUGAUAAACUUUGAAGCAUGGAAAUGGCUGUCAGGGAUGGACCCCAACACUUGGGUUAGGGCAUAUCAACAAGAGUUCCCCAAGUGUGAUAUUCUUCUCAAUAAUGCUUGUGAAGUGUUUAACAAGUACAUUCUUGAGGCUAGAGAGCUCCCCAUAUUGUCAUUGAUCAUGACAAUAAAAAAGCAGUUGGUGACAAGGUUCUACAACAAGAGAGAGGAAGCAGAAACAUGGGAUAGCACUGUUUGCCCCAAAAUUAAGAAAAGACUUGAGAAGAAUAAUGAUUUGUCAGCUACAUGUCAUGCAUCAAAUGCAGGGGAUGGAAUAUUCCAGGUAAUCUAG
Messenger RNA from Aegilops tauschii subsp. strangulata, 1839 nucleotides. Lineage: Eukaryota; Viridiplantae; Streptophyta; Magnoliopsida; Poales; Poaceae. The record is from RefSeq and is a predicted model, not a curated record.